Actinia tenebrosa (Australian red waratah sea anemone) is the source of this 2062-nucleotide messenger RNA. RefSeq lists its product as uncharacterized. NCBI's taxonomy places the organism in Eukaryota, Metazoa, Cnidaria, Anthozoa, Actiniaria, Actiniidae. The record is from RefSeq and is a predicted model, not a curated record.
CCCAGCGUGUGGAUAUGCUCUUGGCCUUCAAUCGCAGGUUGUAAGCGAUUCCCAAAUGAGUGCCUCUUCUAAAUGGAAUUCCGCUCAUAGGGCGGCCAAUGGUAGGCUACAUUUCCGUGCCGGUGGAAAAAGAACUGGAGCGUGGUCCGCUAAAUACGAUAAUGCUGAACAGUGGCUCCAAGUAGACUUCAGAAAAAUUGCAAAAAUCACCAAAAUAGCGACUCAAGGCCGUCAGGAUCAUGACCAGUGGGUGAAGAGUUACACACUUUCGUACAGCAGAGAUGGUGUAUUUUGGGCACAGUACCCAGAGGUACUUUCUGGAAAUUCUGAUCGAUCGACUGUUGUCACUCAUGAACUGAAACAAGUGAUAUACGCUCGUUAUCUGCGGAUUCAUCCUCAAAGUUGGCAUGGAUACAUUUCCCUGAGGGCUGAGGUCUAUGGAUGCACUUCAGGAUUUAAUGUUCCAGCUGAAACGUGCCUUUCUGCAUUUGGAAUGCAAGACAAAACCAUUCCCGAUUCUAGUAUCACAGCCUCUUCCAUGUGGGAUGCAAACCAUUCACCAUCCAGGGCAAGACUUGGUACAGUUAAAGAGGGCGCCAAGAGAGGCGGGUGGUCGGCAAAAACGAGUAAUGUGAACCAAUGGAUCCAAGUAGAUUUGGGUAAAGUUGUCAAGGUUACUCGUAUCGCAACACAAGGUCGUCAAGAUUAUGGCCAAUGGGUAAAAUCCUAUUCUUUGCAAUACAGCUUGGAUGGAGGUCAUUUUGAAGACUACCAAGGAGGUCGGGUGUUAAAGGGAAAUAGUGACCGUAACAGUAUAGUUGGCCAUAUUUUGGAGCCCGCCAUUAUUGCAAGAUACAUCAGGAUCCGUCCCAAGUCUUGGUAUGGACACAUUUCUAUGAGAUUCGAAAUCUACGGAUGUACUAGUGGUUUCCCUAUUCCACCAACGCCAUCUUGUGCUGGCGCCAUUAACCUAGGUGACUGGAUGUUGUCUUCUUCUUCGGACUGGGAUUACAAUCACAGAGCUGCAAACGGCAAGUUGGACUUCGUUGCUGGAGGAGGAAGGACUGGUGCCUGGUCUGCACGUCAUAACAACGCCAAUCAAUGGCUGCUUGUCGACUUUGAUCGAGAGAUGAAGAUUACACGCAUUUCUACUCAGGGACGUCAAGAUGCUAACCAGUGGGUCAGGACCUACACGGUAGAAUACAGCCAAGAUGGCGUCCGGUUUACACCUUACAGUGUGGGCAAAGUUGCGAAGAUAUUUGCUGCAAACACCGACCGUCAUUCAGUUGUCAGCCAUAAACUCCCAACACCGAUUGUGGCUCAGUACGUUCGUUUGAGGCCGAAGUCUUGGUACAGUCACAUAUCCAUGCGAGUGGGGAUGUAUGGAUGCCCAACAGGUAAAAAGCCGGCAAGUCCUCCUUGUCAUCAGGCAAUGGAUGUAGGAGUAAUAAUGGAUCGAUCAGGUAGCAUUGGGGCCGAGAACUUCAGGAAAUCUCAAGACUUUGUAGCAAGUUUGAUCAGCCAUUUUGAGUAUGCGUCAUCAGGCACUCGUUUCGGAGUCAUCGCCUAUAAUGCAGCGGCAAACACCAUCUUCAGAUUUAAUGACGCUGCUGUACAGAAUUCUAAAACCUUGAUGAGUCGCGUUUAUGGUAUCAAGUACUUGCAAGGUGGAACGCGUACUGACAGAGCCUUGCAACUUGCCAAUAGUGACCUGUACUCUUCGCGUGGUGGUUACCGUAGCAACGUACCAAACGUGUUGUUUGUUUUGACCGAUGGCAAGACCAACCGAGGAAGCUUACCUUAUUCCACCGUCCUCAAGCCUUUGUUGGCCAAAAAGGUGAAAAUGAUAGCCGUUGGCGUUGGCAAAGGAAUAAAUGAUAGUGAGCUUCGACAAAUCUCAAAAAAAACAUGUUUUCCAUGUCAAAGACUUCAACGCUUUGUCAGAGAAAUUAAAGGACAUUCUUGAUGCUUCCUGUCCCUGAAAUUAAGUAAGAAAUUGAAAAGGAACCAAAGGCAUAAAUGACAAAGGAUUUCCCAUCUGAUUGAUUUAAAGAUAUUAGUA